UUCGCUGUCAUCCUGGGAGGGCUCGCGGCCGCUUCGGCUCCUCUCUGCCCUCCGACUUCAUGUGGGCCCGAGUCGGGCUCUGCCUUCUGAUGAAUCCACUCCUUCCUAGAAGGCGGCUUCACAGAGGAUCCAAUGGCCCCGAUGUUCCCAACAGCUGGAACCCAGCAGGUAACCAGGCUGAAACAUUUCUGUCAUCUCCCGUGUGGGCAGUCAGCUACAAAGGAAUCAGUGACAUUCAGAGAUGUGGCUGUGGACAUCACCCAGGAGGAAUGGGGAUACCUUGACCCUUCGCAGAAGCAGUUGUACAAGGAUGUGAUGCUGGAGAAUUAUAGGACCCUGGCUUGCCUGGGACUUGUAUUUUCUAAACCCUAUUUGAUCUGCCAGUUGGAGCAAGGGGGAGCACCUUGGAUGCCGGAGAGAGCGGUCCCAAGAAGCAGCCAUGCAGAGUGGGAGUUUCCGUGUGAAUCCAGAGAAGCAUCUCAAGAAGUGCGAGGAUUGCCGCAGGAAAAACUUAGGAGAGAUUUGGACAAAGCAUUGGCAUGUGAUUCCAGAAUAGUGAGGCAGCAGAACCAAGAGGAACAGCACUGGCAAGCAGCAUUCCCACAGAUGAAGCCUCCGAAUCAAUCAAGAGGCCUUGAAUAUACUACAGACUGUGGAAAGAGUGUCCUUCAAGGACCAAUUUUUUUCUCACAGCAAAGAGAUGAAAAGAGUCUCGGUAUGUAUGAAGCUCAUAGAAAGUGCUUCAGACCGUAUAUAAAUCUGAGAAAAUGUAAUAGACUGUGCUCAAAGAAAAUUCUUUCUAAAUGUAGUGAAUAUGGGAAAUCCUACUGGCAUAAUUCAGCCCAUGUGGGAAAUUGUAGGAUAUGUACCAGAGAGACUUGUGAAUGUAAUGAAUGUGGGAAUGCCUUUGAGCAGAAUACAGCACUGACUGAAAAAGAGAUCGUUAAUACCAGAGAGAAUCCUUAUAAAUGUAAUGAAUGCAGGAAGGUCUUUGUUCUGACAACACAGCUUACUCUUCAUCAGAGAAUUCAUGCUAGGGAGAAAUCUUAUAAACAUAAUGACUAUGGGAGUACCUUCAGCCUAGGGACACAGAUUCCUCGACAUCAGAGAGUUCAUACAGGAGAGAAACGUUAUAAAUGUAAUGAAUGUGGGAAGGCCUUUCGACUAAAAGCCCAGCUUAAUCAACAUCAGACAAUUCAUACUGGUGAAAAACCAUAUCAGUGUAGUGAAUGCGGGAAGGCCUUCCGACUAAAAGGGCAGCUUAAGCAACAUCAGACAAUUCAUACUGGUGAGAAGCCUUAUAAAUGUAAUGAAUGUGGAAAGUCCUUUCGAAGGAGCUCACACCUUACUGGACAUCAGAGAAUUCACACUGGAGAGAAACCUUAUGAAUGUAAAGAAUGCGGAAGGGCCUUCUGCCUGAACACAGCUCUUACUAAACAUCAGAGAAUCCAUACUGAUGGGAAACCUUAUGAAUGUAAUGAAUGUGGCAAGGCCUUCCUCCUGAGCAAAAGUCUUGCUGAGCAUCAAACCAUUCAUACUGGAGAGAAACCUUAUCAGUGUAAUGAAUGUGGGAAAGCCUUCCGCCAAAGCAAAGCACUUACUGUACAUCAGAUAAUUCAUACUGGUGAGAAACCUUUUGAAUGUAUUGAAUGUGGGAAGGCCUUCCGACUAAAAGCACAGCUUACUCAACAUCAUAGAAUUCAUAGUGGAGAGAAACCUUAUGAGUGCACUGAGUGUGGGAAGGCCUUUCGCUUGAACUCAAUUCUUAUUGAACAUCAAAGAAUUCAUACUGGAGAGAAACCUUAUGAAUGUGGUGAAUGUGGGAAGACCUUCCGCCUGAAUUCAGCUCUUACUGAACAUCAAAGAAUUCAUACUGGUUGGAAACCUUAUGAAUGUAGAGAAUGUGGGAAGGCCUUCCGAAUUAAAGCACAACUUAAUCAACAUCAGAGAAUUCAUACUGGAGAGAAACCUUAUGAGUGUAAGGAAUGUGGAAAGGCCUUCAGUCACACCCGAGAACUUAAAAGACACAAAAGAAUUCAUACAGGAGAGAAACCUUAUGAGUGUGUUGACUGUGGAAAGGCCUUCCGCCUGAGAUCACAUCUUACAAAUCAUAAUCGAAUUCAUACAGGUGAAAAGCCUUAUGGAUGUAAUGACUGUUGUAAGGCCUUCAGUCGCAGGGCAGAACUUGAGCAGCAUCAGAGAAUCCAUACUGGCGAGAAACCUUAUGAAUGUCAGAAUUGUGGCAAGACCUUUAGUCGAAGAUCAGAUCUUAAAAGACAUCAGAGAAUUCAUGUUGGGGAGAAACAUGAUGAAUGAAACACUUGUUUCUUUUUCUACCUGUUUGAUUACUUCUCACUCUCCUUUGGUGGAUCGUCUUUCAUGUCAUGCCCACUAACUGGGCAAAUCCAUGUUCUGUCCUAAGCCCUCUUCUUUGCCAAGUGCUUUCACUUAGUGAUCUCUUUAGCUCCCAUUAGUUAAUUUAUUAUGUUUAUAGAUGAUUCCAACAUCUGUAUAUCUAGCCCCAGUCUCUCAUCUGAGUUCAAUCUCCCAUCAUUACCUCCUUGUUCACUAUGAACUGAAAAUCCCAUAGGCAUCUCAAACUCCACAUUUCCAAAACAGAACUCAUUAGCUUUUCCCAAAAACCUACUUCUAUUCCAAAUUAGCUCUCAAGAGUAUUACCUUCCUCCCAUUUACUGAACUUCACAAACUCAGUCUCAUUCUCAGUUCUCUACUCUCACCCUACAUCUAGUCAGUUGCCAAAUCAUGCUCUCUCACCCAUCCCCUCCUCUUUACUCAACCUAGUUCAGUGUCGUAUCACCUCUUGCCUGGUUAAUUGCUAUAGACACCUAUCCAGUCUUCCUACCUCAGAUGACACCCCACUCUACUCUAUCCUAUCCUCCACAUAGCUGCCAAAGUGAUUUUCCUAAGGCACAGGUCUAACCAUGUCAUGUUCCUACUUGGGAUACUCCAGUGACUCAACGUUCCCUCUAUAAUUAAAUAUAAACUCCUGUUUGGCAUUUAUAACUUCACAACAUGACCCCUUCUUGCUUUUCCAUGCUACUUUUACAUGGCCACUCUUCGUCCUCUCUAUAACCCAGCCAUAGUCGUUAAACGUGUGCGAUAUUGCUCACACACAAAAUACCACCUCCCACAUCUGUACCUUUGCACAGGCUGUCCCCCCAACCUCACACCAUACUGGAUGGGGAUACUUUCCUCACUAUGCUUCCUAGCAUCAUUGUUUCCUUCACAAUUCAGCUUUGAUCCCACUUUCCAUUGGAGGUCUUUUCUGGUUCUUCCAGUUUUCAGUGCCUCCACCUCCAAAUUUUCCUUGUAUGUGGUUUGUAUGUGUCUCAUAUAUUAAUUGCUAGCAUUUAUGUUGCACUUACUAUAUUCCAGGCACUGUGCU
Molecule: messenger RNA, 3406 nt
Organism: Trichosurus vulpecula (common brushtail)
Lineage: Eukaryota; Metazoa; Chordata; Mammalia; Diprotodontia; Phalangeridae
Product: zinc finger protein 260-like
Exons: 6
Coding region: 133-2316 (727 amino acids)
Biological process (GO): regulation of immune system process; regulation of cytokine production; negative regulation of transcription by RNA polymerase II
Molecular function (GO): DNA-binding transcription factor activity, RNA polymerase II-specific; RNA polymerase II cis-regulatory region sequence-specific DNA binding
Source: RefSeq, a predicted model, not a curated record